This is a messenger RNA of Dermacentor andersoni, 17757 nucleotides long. NCBI's taxonomy places the organism in Eukaryota, Metazoa, Arthropoda, Arachnida, Ixodida, Ixodidae. The record is from RefSeq and is a predicted model, not a curated record.
AAAUACGUUCCAGAAGCCAAGCGGCAGAGACGUCGCCCCCAAUAGGUCGCGUGCUUGCUACGUGAGAAGCUGCGAAGGCAUGUUCUCUCUGGACUGCAUGCUACAUGUGGGUAAAGUGCUUAUGCUGCAGCUUUUCCUAUAGAGCUUUUUAACAAGUGCUCACGUCGGUUCACAACAGCCCAGAGGGCAUUAUAUGGCGACGGCCAGGGAGCUCUCGUUGGUGAAGUUCACAGGUGCCAAACCAUCCGCCCUUGGUCGCAGCGUGCGAGGCGGUGGCUCCAGCGCACGGGCCCCUGUGUGACCUGCCCGGCGUUCACCUGACCAUCCUGAAGCUGCUCUACGAGUGGACCUGCAUUUGCCCCGGUGACCUGCGCAUCCGCGAGUUUCGAGACUUCGUCAACCGUCUCGCCUGCAUGGGAGACGCCUACAAGGAGUGGGCCGACGAGUUGCGCAGGAACGCCGAUCUCAAGGAACUGGAGAAAGACGACGUCAAACCUGACGAUCUCGAGGCAAUUCACGAUGAGUACAGCAAGCUGCGAGACUUGGUGGUGAACGGCGACCUGCUGUGUUCCAAAGAGGAGGCAGCCGUGUUAGCGGGCGUACAGCUCCGCAUUGAAGAAACCUGGCCCAGCAACGCACGCACGCGCCAUGUCCUCGGCUCAGAGCAGCUCGGAAAACUCGUCCCCAUCACCGAAGAUGCCAAGGAAGGCCUGAUCCCCGAGCCGCCGGGCCCCGGCGAAAGCAGCAGGAUGUCGUCGGCGGAGGCUGACGACAGCCCCGCCGACUCCUCCGACGGGGCCUGCGAGCCGGCCACGCCCACCAGCCGCUCGUCGGGCAGCUUCUUGCGCGCGGUGCCCAAGCGACGGUCGCUCAUACUUCGCCAGUGGAUCGGGUCGAACGGAAACCGCUCGCCAACGGGGCUGCACAACGCGGUCAGCCUCAAGGAGUGCCUGCCGCCGUGCUACCACACCGCCAAGAACAUCGGCAAGACCAUCAAGGAACAGAAGCGCAAACUGUUUCACUCACCGCUGUACGAAAGCGAGAUCCACCUCAAGAAACUGUACAUCCAAACAUGCAAGCGGCUGCCCUCAUACGGCUGCCAUGUGUUCCAAGUGAAAGAGCUGCUCCGAGGCAAGACAAAGAAGCGGGCGCACCGCGUCCUGGGCAUCGGCAUCGAGCACGUGGUUCUGCUGGACAGCAAGACGCUGGUGCUGGCGAAGUCGCAGCACACGAGCGAGCUGCAGCAGUGGCGUGCCGGCGGAGGUCGCUCGCACGACCGACUGGUGCUCGAGUUUCGUGGCACCAAGUGGUCCUUCGUGGCGGCCCAGUCGCUGCGCUCCAUCAGCUCGGUGCUCUGGGAGAUCAUGCAGGACCUGGACGCACGCUUCCUGGAUGAGCAUCUCAUCACCACGCGUGAAGAGCUCGACAAAGAAAGCCACCGCAACAUGGUUUCGGUGCACGGUCUGGAGCGAGCCACCAUCUACAAGGAAGAGCUGGAAAGGCUGCAAGGCCUGCUGCAUUUUCCCGAAGAGGUGGCUGUGCGGCUUACCGAUGUCGAGUACGAGCUCUUCUACAGUGUCAGCCCCGUCCACUACAUUCGCCAAGUGACCGUCGACCUUAGCGGAAAGGCGGCCACCUUGAACGCGGGCGACAAAGACCGGACCGUGCAGACACUGAUCAAGCGCUUCAAUGAAGUGAGUUCAUGGGUGACGCACAUCAUCAUAUCGCAACCGACGCACGAAGACCGCAAAGCUGUACUGUCGUGCAUUCUGCGAAUCGCCAUGUGCUGUUGGAACAUUGGAAACUUCAACACGGCGAUGGAAGUCCUGGCUGGACUAAAGUCCGAGAAGCUGAAGCCCUUCUGGCUGUCGCUGUCCGACAAGGACCAGCUUCCGGUGCUGGAGUUCCUCAGCCAGGCUUUGCUGAAUCCGGAGCCUUCUGAAGAGUACCGGGCUGCCGUGGAGAGGGCGCUCAACAUCCCGCACUCCAAGGUCAUUCCCUUCUUCGGCACGUUCCUUCGAGACCUGCGCGCCAUUCUCCAAGGCAUGCCCAGCCUCGUCGUGUUGCCCUCGGAAAAAGCCAAGAAAAUCGAGUUUGUGUCCGAUUUCCACGGCGAAGAUCAUUUCAUGACACGCAUCGGGGUGGGGGGAAUCAUCAACGUUGAGAAGAUUCACCAGGCACAUCGUGUCCUCGACGACAUUAAAGCAUUCCAUCAUCACUACAAGUGUAGGGAACACGCCCUCGCUCAGGUCGCCAUCAACAGCAAGGAAGUCAGGCGCGAGGAGACCAGCUGCAAGGAAGACAACAGCCUGUACCUGCAAGACCCGGAGGCUUACAUUCCGAUCCAGGAGCUGGCCAACGACCACCACAUCAGCAUGGUUCCGCUCACUGUGGACCGGGUCGACUUCCACCAGCUACAGAUCCUGCACCACGGCUGCACCAUGGUUCACUGGGAGGAAGACGGCUCGCGUUCCUCGCUCUGCUACGUGCGCCUCGAGCGCAGCAACGCCACCAUCACCUGGUGCAAGCCGGCAUGGAGCGCGCUCCGGGGCUCCGGACCGCAGGACUACGCGCUUAGCGUCAACAUCGAGGACAACGUGCCGCUCGGAUUGAGCCAGAAGUACGACACGGGCGAGUCCUACCUUUCCAGUCUCGAAGAGGGCUUCCUCGACCUCAACGUCGUCAAGGAGAUAGUGUUGUGCCGCAGCUCCAUCGAGGUCGCCGCCGUGGCGAAGCGCCACGGCCUCGAAGACUCGUUCAGCGACCAGAACCUGCUGCGGUUCAAGUUCGGCGUUGGGCUGUCCGAGAACCGCGUGCUGGAGUUCAUCCUGCCGAACUUCCUGUCCGUGAUUUGGUACGACAGCCUGCGCCGGCUGGUGUCCAUGCUCAAACAGCAGCGUCAGCUCUGCGAUGGACGCAUCCACUGGCUCAAAGAGAGCUACCUCCAGCUGUACUUCCGCGAGCAGAGCUGCAUUGGCCCGACGCCUGCCGAGGCGAUCAAGGUGCGCUGUUCUUUCGUGCGCUCAGAAAGCGCCCAGUCUCGGGGUUCUUAUCAGCAGACGCGCAAAAUUUUGGAUAUAGUAUUCUUUAGUGCAUUCUUUAAUUUUUCUUGGUUUUUAUUAGUUGCGACAACAAGAGAACUGUCAUUUUGUGUUUGCGUUUCAUGUUUUCGUUUUGCUAGCAAGUAUGACUAUGACUAUGACACUGAUAAAUCUCAACUCUCUCUCUUUUUUUUUUCUUUUUUUUUUAGUAGAGACUAUCGGAUGUCUUAUUGGGCCUCGUCUUUGAUGCAGGUCUUCGGUGGAAGAAAAUGGACGCUGAAUUCCCUAGGAAGCAGUUCUUCAGUCGAGUCUACAUCCUCAGCAUUCAAGAGGGCUUCGAGUUUUGGAAUGAGUACGACUAAACUGAGGAAAAAGAAGUCUUCUACAUCGCUAGCAACUGUUCGGGACGUGGGCCCAAAGUGCCUGCCGGAGACGGACGACGCCGGCCCGUCGAGGAAGAGUCCGACGAUCAAAAAGCGCCGCGCCACGCUCAAGUCGUCGCCGCAGCUUCGGUCUCAGGAGUCGAGCCCGCAGAGAACUAGCGUGUCGCGCAGUUCCUCGUCCUGCGAGAACCUCAACCGCACCGAAGGUGGCAUCCCACUUGUCCACCCGACGCCUCUCGCUACGGGAUACAAGGAAAGGUCAUUCCAGGUAACGCCGAGCACUUCGAAAGCCUCAUCUCUCUUCAGCCGCCCCACCAUCACUCACUCCAGCCAGAUGAACUUCCUCGAGUUCGCUGAGCUCUUUCGCUCUUUUAUGGUGCGCUGUCGCAAGGACCUGAAGGACAUCUUUGAAAGCGUAGCCACCAACUCCAAAGUGACAGCCAGCGAACUUGCUGCUGACGAAAUGGCAUCACCAAGAUCCUGUAGGACAAGACCGAAAGUGCUUGGACUGUUGACGCGAACCAGCAAGUACGAGUACGUGGACCCUGAACAGAAAAAGAUUUGUGACGCCAUUGCCACCGCCAGCAUCGUGUCCAACUGCGCCGGGGUCGACAGCUCAAAAAGGCUCGUCUUGGAGUGUGCUGAUUUCAGGAAUUUUUUGGCGACUCACCAGAAAGAAGAAAUGACUGAGGAAGAGGUUAUCAGGCUUAUUCAGCGACAUGAGCCUGAUAACGUCCUCAGAGAAAAGAACCUGCUGUCUUUCGAAGGCUUUGCGCGAUACCUCUUGGACAAGGACAACUACGCUUUCGUGCCGGAGAUAAUUCCGCCCGGUGCGAAUACGAACAUGGACAAGCCUCUUUCUCACUACUACAUCGCUUCGUCUCACAAUACCUACUUGACCGGCCACCAGCUCAAAGGAGAGUCAUCCGUGGAGCUGUACAGCGAGGUACUACUAAGAGGUUGCCGAUGCGUAGAGCUCGACUGUUGGGACGGUGACGACGGAAUACCUGUCAUCUAUCAUGGCCACACACUUACUUCGAAAAUUCCAUUCAAGAGCGUGGUGGAAGCGAUUCACAAGAGCUCGUUCGCCACGUCACCUUUUCCUAUCAUUUUGUCCAUCGAGAACCACUGUUCCCUACCGCAGCAAGCAAAAAUGGCCCAGAUUUUUACGAACGUUUUCGGGGACAGGCUUCAAACACAGUUUCUCUUUUCCAACGACGUCUGCGAUGAGGCCCGCCUGCCGUCACCUAACCAGCUGCGUUACAAGGUGCUAAUAAAGAACAAGAAACUCAGGCCGCCACUGACGCCAGCGCUGACCCUGAAAUCCACCAAGGGUGUUCCACAAGCGAAGAUUGCGCCCGGCCGAACGAACAGCAUCAUCUCUACAGCAAGCACAGGGUCUCUCAAUGACGAGGAUGAAGAGGAUUAUGAGGAUUACGAUGAAGAGGACGAUAAUCUAGAAGAGUCCUUGUCGAGCCAGGAGGGUUCGUGCAAGGAAGCGCACGCCACGCGGCACCCGGGCACGCUGAGCCCCGGCGUGCCGCACCCUCGGUCGCGCAACCCGGCCGACGCCGAGUACAUGCAAAGCGACGACGACGGCUACAAGCAGCGAAAGUCCAGCUCCCAGAUAGCGCCCGAGCUCUCCGACCUGGUCACCUACUGCCAGGCCAUCAAGUUCAGAGGUUUCGUCAACUGCCCGUCACCGACCAACUCCGUGAAAGUGAAGAAAGUGAGCAGCAAGAAGAACGUGCUUGCUUCGGCCGGAUCGCCGCUGGGCGCCAACACGCCUCUGCAGACAUCAGAGCCCAAGCACGAUACCCCGACGCCAUCGACUGCCUCAGGGACUACAUCGGCUCCAUCGUCGACAAAACGCCACUGCUCCAAUUCAGUGUGCUUCCAGGUGUCUUCCAUGAAUGAAAGUGCUGCCAAACGCCUCAGCAAGCGCCAUCCGCUCGCCCUCAUCACGCAUUGCGAGAACCAACUGAUGCGUACAUAUCCUGCCGGAAUGAGAAUAGACUCGUCCAACUUCAACCCAGUGGCAUUCUGGGCCUUUGGACUGCAGAUGGUUGCGCUCAACUAUCAGACUGAAGACACCGGCCUGCACAUAAACACUGCCAUGUUCGAGCAGAACGGCAGUUGCGGCUACGUUCUCAAGCCCAGCGCCAUGUGGGACAAGAACAACAUCAUGCACGGCCAGUACAACCCGUGGGACAAGGAAUUCGACGGCAUCCAUCCCCUCAACUUUCAUAUCACUGUGAUCUCCGGCCAAUACGUGUGCCAGAACACGUACGCCUGCAGCCCCCAGGUCGACGUCGAAGUGGUGGGCGUGCCGCUCGACUGCAAUCGCCAGAAGACCAAGAUCGUACAGCGCAACUCGCUCAACCCCAUCUGGCAAGACAGCUUUUGCUUCCGGAUCGCUUUCGCAGAAUUGGCUUUUCUACGCUUCUCUGUAAUAGACGUGAUGACAAAUCACAUUCUCACUCAAAGAGUAAUUCCCAUCAAGAGCCUGAAGCAAGGUUACAGGCACGUGCGCUUGCGCAGCCCUCAGAACCAGCCGCUUCCUCUGUCGUCGCUCUUCGUGUACUCCGAGUUCGAGGAAGAAGGGCUCGAAGUGGUCCACCAGAAUGGAGACCUGCUCGAAGGCUCAAUCCUCAAGAAGGCCAAGGGAAAGACCAAGGAGCUAUCCACAUCCGAAAGCAUUCGCUGCGACGGCAGAGAAAACCUGGUCGCCGGAACUCAGGGUCUGAAGCGACGAAUGUUUUUCCUAGUGGUGCAUGGUGUAAUGCCCGAUGAACCAAAAACAAUACUGAAGGUAACGGAGGACACCACAUCGCGAGAAGUUAUUGCUCAAGCGCUCCACAAGGCCAACAAGCUGGGCGACCGUCUCGACGACUAUGUCCUCAUGGAGGAGACGCAGAAAAAUUGGGACCGAGUUACCCAGGAAAAAAGUACCACGCAGAGGAUCCUAGACCCGGACGAAUGCCCGCUGCUGUCGCAGACAACGGGGGCCAACAUGGAGAGCCGUUUUAUACUCAAGAAAUUGGCAGACGAUCCGAGCACACGGGCGUGGAUGACGACCAUCAAAUCUUCGAGCAACAAGGAGCGCCGCAAAGCGGACUCCGGCGAGGGCGGCCUCACAGAGUGGAGCGACGGCGAGGAUACCUACUUGGUCUGCGUCUACAAUGUGUCCGCAGACCAGCCGUACGCGAUUCUGAAGGCUCCGAUAAGCAGCACUGCUCAGGAUAUUAUUGCUCAGGCUCUGAUGAAGGCCCGGCGCGCGGAGGACCCAAGCAACUUUGUGCUCGUGGAGCAGAUGGAGUACCCGUCUCCACUGACCGAAACCGCGCCGACGGCCGGCUCUUCGGUCCGACGCCGGGGCCUCAGCCGCGGUCGACGCACCCUUUUCGACGACGAGAACGUCUACGAGGUGCAGGCCCAGUGGAAGGCCCGCGGAUGGUUCGAACUGAGGGAGCGAAACGAGGCAAGGGAACUGCGCCCAGAAGGCGCCGGCUUGAGUGAACGGCGAAAGAUGAACGCCCCUAAAAGCUCCAGCUUUUAUCGCCUCAGUCGUCUACGCAGCUCAAUUAAAUCCAAAGAGCGUGACAAGUCGUGCCCGUCGCCGAAGCAGUCGCCGGUGCGUUCGGCGGUGGCCGGAGGAGCGUCCUCUGCUCGCGAGCCGUGCACGAGCCGCGAGACCCACGAGCCCCGCCAGGUGCACAGCGAGGGCGAGACGCUGUCCGACGACGACGCGCCUCCGGCCGCCAUGGCGGCGCGCCUGCGAAAGAUCUCCUUCCGCAAACUCAAGGUGUGGCGCUGACCGGCGCGCGUGCAUUUCGAGCUGCGGGCUGGCAGCCGCCGUGCGCCAGCCCCUCCACCACGUGGGUGUUCAACGGCCUUCCUCGGGUGCGCGGCCGGACAAUCCAGCGCGACUGAAGCGCGCCGGCGCUUGGUGCUCCUCCGGCCAUCUGAAACAGCGCGCGCGCGCACACACACACACACUAGUCAUACGGGGGCCCCACCAACGCCCUGUUGUUGGCUCGACUGCCUCUGAUCGCACGCGCGCGUCACUUGUUGCUAGAGGGCCGCGUGCACACAUCCGCGAGCCUAUCUAUAUAAAUAUAUAUUAAUGUAUGUACAUAUACAUAUUCUAUAUUUACACGACGCAUUCUAUCGCGCAAACCGUUGUUGACUGGGCGGCCCCUCUUCUUGGUCCCUCUCUGGCAGGGAGCGUACGAGAAGGCGCGCCGCCCUCGUCAGACCAAAAGAGUAUUUUCUCUGCCAAGAGCCCCGGCUACGCGGUUCUCCUCUUCUUCUUCGUCCGUGUGCGUGUGACCGUAUUUAAUAAGCUGCCCAAGUUGUUCCCAUCCACAAACAUCAUCAGGUGUGCCGUUGCACCGAAUGUUAUCCGUGUCUUUGUAUCAUACACCGCUGCUGUUUUGUUUUCUCUUUUUGUUUUUUUUCUCCAAGAAGUCUAUAUAUUUUACGUGGCGAGCUUCUUGGGGACUUGGGUUGUCCAAGACUCAUCGCCACAGCAGUGACAGCACUCAGUACUUCAACCCAUCCGCCAUGGGUUUUUUUUUUUUCCUCCUUCUGUUUGCUUGUUCCGCACCACACACCGCAAGGCUUCGGUGCGCAGUGCUGUCUGGGCUCGGCGAAAUCCAAGUGAGAGGUGUGUACGUUGUAGUCUGUGCUUUUCCGGUGUGUCUCGGUGGGAAUAACGUCGGUGGGGAGGGCUUUCGGGACGGGAGGGGAAGGGCCCUCCGCGCUGCCUUCUCGUGGUGGCGGAGGGAGCGAAGAUCGGGCUUGGAAUCUCGCAUCUUCAGUUGCGCAACUUGCAGUACCUCGACCUGUCAAAGGCAUCCUGUAGCUCAGUGUUUCAAAGGCCUGACUGAAUGACAAGUCUUUCAGAGCGUGCUAUUCUCGUCACGUGUGUUGCCGUUGAUGUCUCCUUUCUCCGACCUUACAGUAAGCGACUCCUUAGGGCGCCGUAAGGUCUCUCCACCAACGUACUUUUCAACCCUACCUGAGCAGUGUAUGCCACUCGGCUCGCUCGUGUAUAAAGUCAGCCGCUGCCGCAGGCCCCACUUGGCUCCUUGCCGACACUCCGUGGUGCGCACGUGCCACUGGUCGUGUGACGUCUAUAAUAGAGAGAAAGAGAGGAAGAGCAAAUGGCAAUCGUUGAUUGGCUCCUUGCCUUAGUACGGCAAGGGCCCUGAGCUGGAACGAGAGCGGUGCCCACUGAGAAGUCUUUGUUUACUGACUGCUUUACUAAAGGGAUGCUUAAACGUUCACCGCUUCAAGGCAUUGGACGGGGCUGGCUUGAAUAGGCGGGAUAAUAGCGCGUGCCAUGGAGCAAAUAACACCAAUGACAAUUAACUGCGAAACAAUAAUAUCCUAGAGCGAUAAGAGGCGCGAUUAAGGCGCAAAAACAAGUUAUACUUACAUGCAAUGUACGCUGUGUAAUACUGAUAGGAAACUACUGCGUAUACCUGUCGGAAUAUUGUUGCAGCUUCACUAGAGGCUGUGCAUUUCUCGCGUCGUCUGUCGUGUCAAUGAUCGGGCAUUGAAAUACGAAUGCCACAGUUUGUUUUACUUUCUUUUUGUAAUAAUGGCUAUGGCGCUAUGGUGAAGAACGAAUAAGCUUUUAUGCAUAUUUAAGCAGCACGGCAAAGAAACGCGAGCGUAAUCCUGACAUCUUAUGCUGCUAUAACAUCCUAGAUCAGAUGGUAAGCAGUUAAGAUGUCCGAACGAAGUUGAUAGCAUAGAUACGGGACAUAAAUGCUGUUAACGUUCUUGCUACAUUUAGAAAAGUUUACAAAGUGUGAGUGGAUUCCAGAUUAGGCGAAGGCCACGAAACGCGUAAAAUUUGCACGUGCGUGAACCUGAGCAGAAAUAUUGAAAUAUGCGAACCUCACGAGAACAGUGUGAAUGAAUUGAACUAUCUCUGCGGCUACUAUGUCACUGCAUAUUAGAGUGAAACAACGUAAGAGGCAUAAACACACUGUCCACACCAAUACCCUCAGUCUGUGCUUGAAAGUGACACUGUAGGAGAGUUAGGAGUGCACACUCUUUCUCCCAGAAGUUCAAAGGUGGUACCAAAUUAAAGCGCAGGUUAAAAAUGGCGAGUUAAAGAGCGAUUGAGUUAUUCUACGUUAGGUUGUACUGCCCUUUCACGUGGGAUUUAACUAACCUUCCAUAAAUAAAUGUUAAAAGCCGAGAGCGUGGCUCAAAAAAUAUAUCAUUCUGGGUCUUUAACUUGCUUGUUUUCUGACGCGCCAUCUAAUGUGGGAAAUUUUUCGAUUUUUUAACAGACACCUGUAUAGUGACUCGUGCCUAAUCUCAGCGUGAAACAUACCUUAUCUAGAAAAUGCAGUAGGCUUGUUAAUGAGGCAGUUAUGUCGUACGCAAAGAACACACUCUGUAGGUGCCAGUUAUGUAGGGGACAUCAUCAAGGCGGCUGACGUAUGAGACGGCUAGUUGACUUUGUAAAAGGCAGGCAAACUAUUUAUCGCGGGUUGACUUUAGGCACGCUGUCAUGGUACGCCGGUGGCCGUCGUUGUUUUCGUUAGGCAGGCAAUCAAGCCUGGUUAAAAUCGCGGACAAGCAUUCUUGAGUAACAUCGUCAUGACAAGGACAUGGGGAUCGGCUGACACUCAGUGUAAAGAAGUACGUUUAUGAGCAACAAGUAUCUGACCAAAAAACGUUCAUCAAACACAGGUCAUUCGGAGUAAAUGCUAGGAUUUGGCAUUAUUCGCAUACUUGGAAAUAUUAUGCAGGAUAGAUUAGAAAUGUAUAGGAGUAGCAGUUUAUUAUUGUCGUGUCCUUGGGCGAAAUGCCAUGAUAGAACUAGAGCUUUGACUGUCUGCUCCUAAAGUCCUUGUUUUCGUAGUUUCUCGCGCCGUAACUUUUUAUACGGCACAGCCUGUCUGCUUUUGAGCGGGGAAAUGCCAGCAAACAGAAAAGGAGACGAAAAACCUGAGAGGGAGAGACAAAGUUUAAAGUAAGGUUAAUUGUACAAAGUUGCUCGCUGGCGUUCGCCUGCUCAAAACUAUGUUUAAGCUCGCCCGACAAGCUAUUCUCAUGGACUUGUCUGCUUAAGCGUCUCAUGACUGAGCCAUCAUAGUAAAUAAUUGUGGUGAGUCGCCCGCGAAGUCAUCUCAUGAACACUCUCUAGGCUUAAGUGAGUUCGCCGUGUGUGUGAUCCACACUGUACGCUACCGGAUAGUAAAGACCACUGUGAUGUCGACCAUUAUCGCAGUAUAAACAAACAUAUCUUAAGCGAUUAGCAAAGCACGGCGCUUUAACUUCCUAUACCAAAAUAGCACUUACGUUAACAUCGUUUAGCAGGUGUAGCAGCUCUUCUUUUUUUUAAUCAAUAGCCUAUCUUACAACCCACGAACCGCAAUCUUGCAAUUACUGAGCUUAUACUGAAAGCUGUUUGGCUUCAGCGAGACUCCCAACAUGUUUUCGCGUCUUGAUUUCUGAUACUAAUUACUACGAAAACAUUUGUAUGGAUAUCGGUUGUACAGACAAUUAAAAGCUGACAUGCUUCAUAUGAAUAGGAAAUGUAGCGCUUGAAAAGCCGCUUAGGGCUGCUCAUGUCUGUCUUUGUAUAAUGUAUCCGUUUAGUGAUUUACUAUCAUCUACGUCUGCGCAUUGACUAAGGGCAUAUUAAACGUCAGAUAAAAGCGUAUCAAUGAAGGACGAAGCAUUCAAGCCAAGCAAAUGGUGAGACUGACCACCUUCGUUUCUCACAUUGGUCAAAUGUAGCGAAUAAACGUGCAUAUAUCUAAGCAACAAGCCACGACACAAAGAGGUAAAAAGAAGUAGAAAGCCGCGUUAGAUGUAAAAUCAUGGCCCUAAGUGUUUCAUGGCACUUUACUGUGGAGCUGAGAUUCCCUUCACGAAGGCAGUGGCACGGCAGGAGUUCCUUUAGUUCGCAUUAUGAAAGUAUGGCCAAGAUGUCAUCAAAUCUACGAGCGUUGUAGUUUUCGUCAACUAAUCGUAAUAUUCUGGAUUGACCUCCACUAAACUUAGCACAUACGUAUAGCGCUGAAGACGACGUACCGUCUCUUUUAUUCUGAAUUUUGUACGUAGGCUCCGUCAUAAGUUGCACGUAUCUCACCUAGAUGCAGAGGGAUAUGAAUAAUUUGGGUAGUUGAGAAAACAUGAAAUCACUUUCGUAAUCAGAAUUAUUUCUUUAGUUAUGCAGACGCAAUACGUCUCUCGACUGAUAUAGUAUCAACCGAGCACUGUUAUGUACAAAGGAUUAGCUGUGUCUUAGUAGCCGAUGCAUUCUGCCGCGUUUAAAAAUCGUCUUUAUUUCGUGCUUUUAUUUUCUAAAACUGGCUAGUUUCCUUUCGCGCAGCGGAAGCCUUCCCGCAAGAAAGAUCCAAAAACUGCACAGUGCAUUAGCUCCUGCCCGAGUAUGUUGCCCUUAGGUUUUCACCUUAGCACUGUACAUCGGAAUGCUACGGUCAUUCUUCUACAAACGAUGCUCACAAGAACGAUAGCAUCCAAGUGCGUUGUGUUCAUUUGUGUAGUAUUGUUUGCGACAAAGCCAACGUAAUAGCCCUCUGCGUCUGACACACAAACUCCGUUUUUAUUUUAUUUUUCCCUCAUCGCUUCGCGAUUGAAAUGCACGCAAGCGCUACGCAGAAGAGUCGGGACGAGGCGGCCAAAGCAGCUCAAACAGGCUCGUCUUCGAAGCAAUUUAUAAGAUCAGGCCAGGCUAGCGAGAGUUCCUCCACGAAAAAAGCGCCACUCAAGACGACGCACGCAAGAGUCGACACACGUACGAGUGCCUUCAUCAGCGCGUUCUUAGGGGUCUAUUUUGCCGACCAGGUCAAGUGAGCGGGACGCUAAGGCUCGGUCAGGCAAGAAGCGUUUCCGCUGACGAGCUGCUACCGUGGGUGUGGAACCAAACGCUCCCUCGGAGGUGAGACCGUGUGCACUUCCCUACGUCGACUGAGCUUUCUACAAAGUGAUUGUCAGAGCUGAUCACCACAAGCACUGUAUCACUGCGGUCCGAUUGGAGCUUCGUUUGGCGUGCACUGCAGCGAGUUAUUAAUGGUGGCGAGAUGAGGCGACAAGCUAGGUUCUGACUUGUUGUUGUUGUUGUUGUUGUCUUCAUUGUUGAUGAUGUUAUUUGUCGCUGUUUCGAAACCCCAACUGCAGUAGCACGUCGCAACUGAAAAGCACUCUUUUUUUUUUUUUAAUGGCACCAUCUCACGCAAAGCCUCCGCGCACGCUGAAAGGCCGCACAGUACAGGGCAUAGCUGGUAUAGCGGUUUCGUAGGAAUGCGCAAGGUAUACACAAGUUGUUCAUCUAUAGAUGAACUCUCGUUAAUCUAAAACUUGUUCAUUUGAUGAACAGCAGCCUUCCACCGCAGUUACACUUUACCGCACUCCCACACAAAAUGUGAUGACGUUGCGCCUUAAUGGACGCAGAACCUUAAUUGAUGACACGCUUUUGUCCUUUUCGCAUUUGUUUCAUGUGAGGAAAACUACAAUCCUUCUAGGUGCGCUGAUAAGCUAUAUUAUCUGAUCUCCAAAACGCACCAUCUGAUAUUUUGUUGCGUAGUACUGAAAUUCACUUCAAUACGUUCUCUCCAUAUUUAGUCGCGUUGUAAUAACGCUAUCGUCUUUUCCUGCUAUCUUUGAAUAGGUCGUAAAUAAAUAAUAUUGCUCCGCUUGUCUAUUUUACUCUUCUUAGUUUGGAACUGAAAAUAAUAAAGAAAAAGCUGCUAGUGCUAGUGUGGAGCAGUACAACAAUCAGGCUGUGGAUGUGGCCCCCCCAGUAAUGUCACUGAUCACCUUUUCCACAGAUACUUGAUUUCGUUAUCGCAAGUAUUAUAUGAGCGUGCAGCUGGCGUAACUCGGCUCUUUGCACGCCAACCCGUGGUCGGCAUCUCGCAGUCGAUAUCGCGCUGUGCAGAGCAACACCUCGCGAUGGCAGCAACGGCAGUGUGAGACAGCUGUGAGGCAGGAAAGGCAGUUCGCUGCAGGCAUUGCGCCGCUACUAAUUAACGGGCCUUCAGGAGCGGUAUUCGGACAGCGAUGCAUAUUCGUCACCAUUGGUCUGUGAUAAGUCGCGUGCGUGGCUCGUUUCCAUGAGCGAAGUUUAGUGCGCUCCAGCCGCCACCUUGCUUUCUUCGAAGCACACGUGCGCAUCAAAAAUACGAUAAGUCUCCUACGGUUCGGCGCCAUAAGCCAGCAUUCGUGCUGGCUUGUGGCCUUGUUCACUCCAUGCUGGACCUCUCUCCCACGCGGCAGCCAUCUAAUCUGUUUGUUUAUUUUACUGUUCGGACUCGCCGUAUUUCUGGCCCUUGCCCUUAGCAACACUCCACAUAUGCACAGCAGAAACAUAUUUCGUUGCCGAUUUUGUUCUUAACCGCCGAGCGCGCAAUACGCCUCCAACGUUCGCAUCAUCGACCAAUCGCAAUGCUGAAAACAUUCCUGUUCGCUUCUUGUGGAUUUCACAUUUAACGCCCCUCAACGUGGUUCUCGCUUUUUAUUAUUAUUAUUAUUGUUGUUGUUAUUUUUGCUUUGAACCAUUCCUUUUGCACCGCAGUGUUAUCCUGCACUUUUAACAGUGGUAUUUUUCUUCCUGUUUUAUGCAUUACUUCUCGCUGAAUCUGUGAUUCUUCGCAGGGACGAGCAUUCCUUUCUUCGCUAUUUUAUGACGCUUCGCUCGCGGUGGCUUAGAUCGCGCUUGUGCUCGUACGUCCGGGCCUCACCAUGACCAUCUUUCAGCGCCGCUUGGUUUCACUGUCCCUCGACUUGGCGUUCUUUUCGACUUGCAACCGCGACACCUAGUCGAUGGUUGCAGGGUGCGCGGCACGACCCUGUCUCAGCUAGAGUUCUGGUGCUACUGCCGGUGUAGUGAGACAACUUUAAAAAUAAGGCUGUUCACGUAAACGCAAUUCUUCGUACCCUCUAUAAGAUCCUCCAAAUGAUUAGACGCAAAUGUAACGGAAUGCGAGGCUGAUGGUACUGCUUCAAUCAUGUAGCAGACUAAGCAGUCUGUAUGGAUACGAAUAAUCGCCGCACAAGCAAGCCAGGCCAAGAAAGCUUUGUAAUUCCUUUCGCGCACCACCUUGACGCAUAUGUGAAUUAAACGCAUUAAAUGCUUAAAGACAGUAAACGAAAAGUGACAGUGCACAAGGGGAUGAUUAUUAAACAUUGCCAGUGCUGCUCGAUUGUUAGGAUUUUGAAACUUUCCAGCUUUUCCCUGCUGGCUCGGGCCUCAGUCGAGACCCUUCGGUCUGCACCUACUACAAGCGCGACACACUUUGGUUUUGAUUUGCAGCAUAUGUAACGGUGCUCGGAAAGGUAUUUAUGCCCCAGUUUUGUGCUGCAGAUUCGUAUAUUCAACGUAAAAUGUUCAACUCUGCAUAAUAUGGCGCCACUUCUUGCCUCGCUUGCCCGAAUCGUUACCUAUAUAGCCAGCGAAUCCACAAUGAAUGGCCGUUGCGAAGGCUCCAACGUUGCGCACGUAGCAGUACGUACUGCGUUGGCGGUUUUCCCGCUAGCAUUUCACGUUCGACGAUGUUAUGACGCGGCGAGAGACCUGUUUGUGUACUUGGACGGUCGCAAUCACCCGGUGGCAGCGUUCGGUGCUCUUUCCCGGAACUGAAGGGCACCCCGGCUAAGCGGACGUCAGGUGCGAGUCUGGGUAAGCUACGGGGCACGUGUGGCACGCGGUAGCGGCGGCGUCUUCUGAGCCGGCAGAAAUAUCGGCCCAACCCCGUUUCAACCUGCCCCGUUCCCUUGUUCCGUGCGCCGGCUCGCCUUCUUCGUGCGUGGUCGGCGCCAAGCUCUCUGCUGUGGUUAGUGGUGUCAUUGUUUGUAGCCGGUCGGCCCCACGGGCCCAUUCGGCGCGGUGCCAGACCCUGAGCUGCAUCGUGCGGAGGUGUGGGUGGCGACAGCCGGUUUGUCCUGGACGGCGGCCCGACGACGUGUUUCUCAGUACUACACUCUCGUGUGUCACUCCCGCUCUGCGAGCUGCACACAUACAGACAGGCACACACACACACGCAUGCUGACACAGACACACACAUACCAGGUGUUUUACGUAACGUGACUCAAGCUUUUCGUUUUAUAAAAAAGAAAUGGGGGUGGGGGGAUGUUACAUCUUAGGCGAUUGAGAUCAAGGGCGUGUUGUUCGUAAUUGUCUUGGGUUACUCAGAACAUUUUGUUGAAGUGCGUUUAGUUGUUAGCCGACUUCAAUUGGGGGGGGGGGGGGGGGGUGCAAAUAUUUAAACAUUCGUUUUAUAAGUUUCAUUUGACAAGUUGUAGAUCUACGACUUCUUUAUGAAAGCUUGGUUCAGGUCACGUGAAGCACCCACUGUAGUUACAGAGACAGGCGCGCACGCACUAGCUCACAGACAUUGUGUUGUGUCCUCCUCCUCGUAACCCUCGUUCUCUGCCCUUGUCCCGCGCAAAGUAGCAGGCUAGAAGAGUCUGCCUCAGGCCGUCCUCUCCGCCUUUCUUAAAGGGACACCAAACAGGAACAUGAAGUUAAGUUUUGUAUUCGUAAAUUCUAGAGAAACCGAAUGACACAACUUAGUAAGUCUUAGAAAACUUUUCCUGCGCCGGAGCGACAGAAAUACGAGUAUAUACUUUGAAAUCCGCGUCGUACACCGGCGUACCGGCGCUCAAAGUUUCGGCGCAAAAUUUAAGAAGUCAAGUUCGGCCUUUAUAUUUUCUGGUAAUUAUCAACCUUUUCCGCUAAAUGAAUGAAAAUAGGCUUUUCAAAUAAUAUUUUCGUACUGAGCUGGUUUGGUGUUUGUCUUCAGUGUCCCUUUAAAUCAAUUUCCUGUCUACCUAUCAUGCACGCUGACCCAUAGACGCACAUUCAUUAGGUCCAUUCGGUUUAGCUACACUCUCUACACUGUUUCAGGGAGUGCAGCUCCAUUCUCGUUUGAGAGUGCAGCGCGCGCCUCCUGCACUGCGCCCUUCGAUUUGACUUCGUGCCAGGAGCAGUUCAGUACGAAUUCAUGGUUUCCCGGCUUCCGCUACUUUGAAAGCGCCGGCGUCCUGCAAGCUGUCGGUAGAAGAAGACACGGCGCCGCGCUAGUGGUGCGCAGGCGUAAAUUUCUCCUGAUGUGGUUACGACAUUCACUCUAGCGCGAACGAGGAUGCGAAUUCGGUGUCUGGAUGGUUGCCAGAAAACGUUGGUAAAGGCUUGUAAAGGGAUGACUUUGCUUUAUUUCGAAUCGGUUUCUCAUAAUAUUCGUCGUCGCGCGAAAACGUAGCAUCCACAGAUCACCGCUCAGUUGCCAUUGUGUAUAGUACGUAACUACCACGACAGAGAUUAUUGCUAUAAUGAAAAGUGUCUCUGCGCGCGAAUUCCUUAGAAAAGGAAGGACUUGGUACCACCCGCAGCAGACGACAGAGCUCGUCCGUCGCCGCGCUUUUAUCCUCGGUUUGCAAAGCGCACGGGCUGUACUCGCGAAACACGAACUCGUGCAGCAUCGCGCGCCGCACUCUCGCGAACUGGUCCAGAAACGUGAAAGCGUCGGUUACUUAUUCACAUUCAGGCGGGAACAGCUCCAAGUACGGGGGUGUAGGCACAUAGAAAGCACGCAGCGUGUCCUUUUCUACCUGCCUUCACCUUAGCCCGUGUCCUUAGCGCUGUUCUCGCCUGAACGUGGCUCAGAAAGUGCAGUGAAAUAUAACAGCCCUUGCUGGCGCAUAGACGCGCGCGCAUCCUGCCCCUCGCUCAUUCCUCACCGUCAGCUCUCGUGGCUCUCUCCCAUCCACGCUCCCCAGCGCAGAGUAAUGGGGCGUGCCUUCCUCGUGCCGCCCUCUCUGCCAGUCGGGAAUGAAUUUCCUAUCUGUCUAUCAAAACACACACAUAGCGACAAGCUGUGACGAAUGUAUUUCGGUGUCUCUCUCUUGCACUGCGUUCAAGCUGUCGUGUGGUCGUUCGUUUGCGUUGCCUAUUCUCUUGCACGGAAUUGUAAAUUCUGUAUUGUACAUAUAUAUCUAUGCCACCGGUAUGACGAAAUAAAGUGUAUAUAUAACGUCACUGGUCUUUCGUGGUCGUUACUCGCGAGGGGGAAAAUGCCCAAGAUUAACAAGAUGGUUAACAAGAGGUUAGGUUACGCAUUACAACAAGGCCCGUAAUAUAUGAUUGACCACCUUUCCCUGAAGCAAGGGAAAAUACAGGGACUGUAAAUACAAGGCAGGCAAGAGAAGCAGCGGGUUCACCAAGAAAGUAAACCACGCCAAUGCACGAAGCAAAAGCUGGCACCGUGUGCCUCUGGAAAACGAAAGCGCACGAUCAGCUUCCUCCCAAACGUUAAGAAAAAAAAAUAAAAGAAUAA